Messenger RNA from Brassica rapa (field mustard), 1099 nucleotides. RefSeq names its product soluble inorganic pyrophosphatase 2. Gene Ontology annotation, cellular component: cytoplasm. Gene Ontology annotation, molecular function: magnesium ion binding; inorganic diphosphate phosphatase activity. Lineage: Eukaryota; Viridiplantae; Streptophyta; Magnoliopsida; Brassicales; Brassicaceae. The record is from RefSeq and is a predicted model, not a curated record. Gene Ontology annotation, biological process: phosphate-containing compound metabolic process.
CGUUUUGAUCGUCGAGAACUUGGAUUGUUGAUUUAGAUCCUGAUGAUUCGUAAUCACUUGAAAUCGAGGAUGUAUCCUAGAGUGUUGCGUUAGAGUAGGAAGAGAUUUAGAGUUUGUUGAUUCGUAAUCGAGGAUGGAUCUGCGCUUCUGCGUUCGUGUGUUACGAUUGUUCCGUGGAUGAUAUAGUGUUUGCUUAGAACGAUGAUUAUCGUAGAUUGUGAGCAUUUCGAAAUGGCUGAUAACAAGGAUGGAGUGACCCCCAAGAGCUCUGCUGCUUUCCCUCUGAGGAACCCUAACGUUACUCUUAACGAGAGGAAUUUCGCAGCCUUCACAAACAGAUCAGCUGCUGCUCAUCCAUGGCACGACUUGGAGAUUGGCCCGGAAGCUCCUGCAGUUUUCAACUGUGUUGUUGAAAUUAGCAAAGGUGGCAAGGUGAAGUACGAGCUAGACAAGAACAGUGGCCUUAUUAAGGUUGAUCGUGUUCUGUACUCAUCCAUUGUGUACCCACACAACUACGGCUUCAUUCCCCGAACCAUUUGUGAGGACAGUGACCCUAUUGAUGUCCUGGUACUCAUGCAGGAGCCUGUGCUGACUGGAUCGUUCCUCCGUGCCCGUGCUAUUGGUUUAAUGCCCAUGAUUGAUCAGGGUGAAAAAGACGACAAGAUCAUUGCAGUCUGCGCUGAUGAUCCAGAGUUCCGUCACUACAGAGACAUCAAAGAGCUUCCUCCUCACCGUCUAGCUGAGAUCCGCCGCUUCUUCGAAGACUACAAGAAGAACGAGAACAAGAAAGUUGCUGUUGAAGGUUUCCUCCCUGCUCAAGCUGCCAUCGACGCAAUUAAGGACUCCAUGGAUCUUUACGCAGCUUACAUCAAAGCUGGCCUGCAGCGUUGAUGAAUAAACCUCGGUCAAGCCUGUUCCUCCCGGUUUGCUUCGAUUUCACUAUCACUGAGGCCUUCUUAUACUACAUUGCAUGUUAAACUUGGUACAUUUUUGCAAUGUACAUUGAAAAACUUUGUCGAAUCGGAAGCUUUCUGAUGAUGACGAUUGAGAAUUCCAAUUUUAGUCACUAAAUUUGGAGAUUCAUAUUAGCUCUUUCCCC